AUGGCUUCAAUAGCUAUUCCAAAAGCCGGUCUGAUGGUGGUGGAUAUGCAAGAGGACUUCUGCGAGCCCAGUGGGGCGCUUGCUGUUAAAGGGGGCCGCGAGCUUGCGCCGAUCAUCAACGAGCUUCUUGCAAGACCAGGUAGGUGACUGUCUUUUUUCCGAGACUAUUGAAUAUCAUUGAACAGCAUCUUGCUGACCUUUUAUGUCUACAGGUUUCGUGGUCAAGGUCGCGUCUCGAGACUUUCAUCCCCGCGGCCACAUCUCCUUCGCCUCUUCCCAUGCCGGGGCUGAGGCCUUCAAAUCGUCACAUACCAUCAAAAACCCCGAGAAUGAAGCGGAGACUCAGACCACGUACACCCGCGUCCGAUAAUAUUUCUCUUCAAUGAAGUUCCGCUGCUAACGACUCUUCCAGGCUUCUUUGGCCCGACCACUGCGUCCAAGGCACUUCUGGCUGCGAGCUGAUCCCCGAACUCCACGCAAAUAAGCUCACAUACGUCGUCGACAAGGGCACUGAUAACCGUGCUGAAUCGUACUCAGCCUUCGGCCCGCCUUUUCGCAACCCCAAGUAUGGCACAACGGGUCUGGAGAAGUACCUGAGGGACGCUGGAGUCACUCACUUGUUCGUUGUGGGCCUCGCUUUCGAUUUCUGCGUGCGAUCCACUGCUCUGGAUGCAGCCGAGUUAGGAUUCAACACAUUUGUGAUCCAGGAAGCGACGAACUCCGUAAUGCGUUGGGAGGAGGCAAGGGCUUCCACGGGCAAGGAGUUUGCGGAGAAAGGCGUGAAACUCAUCACCCUAGAUUCAGAGGAACUCAAGAUGGUAAACUAA
Lecanosticta acicola is the source of this 827-nucleotide messenger RNA. The record is from the annotation of a GenBank genome assembly. Lineage: Eukaryota; Fungi; Ascomycota; Dothideomycetes; Mycosphaerellales; Mycosphaerellaceae.